Cucurbita maxima (winter squash) is the source of this 1127-nucleotide messenger RNA. RefSeq lists its product as uncharacterized. The transcript is spliced from 5 exons. The coding region runs from base 285 to 818 and encodes 177 amino acids. The record is from RefSeq and is a predicted model, not a curated record. Lineage: Eukaryota; Viridiplantae; Streptophyta; Magnoliopsida; Cucurbitales; Cucurbitaceae.
CCACGUGAACUAUCCAUAUUACCCCAGGAGGAAUUCAUUACUCCAUAUCGAUUACCCAUCUCUUUUCUUUUCUGAUUUCUGAGUUUCUAGGAAACCCACCCAUUUUCUUUUAUGGUAUUUGGUUGAUUCUCACUUCCACUCGAGUUUUCCCUUUUUCUCUAAUCUAACUUUCAGUUCUCUUGGCCCCAAAGUCCGCUCUAUCCCUUUCCAGUUGCUGGGUUUUGGGUUCCCAUUGGUUUUCCCUGAAUCGAUGCCCUUCUCUGCGCUUUCGGCUCAUCAUCAACAUGGUCAUGCUGAAUAGUUCCUUCGCCGCGUGGAUCAGCCGCUUGUUCGCUUGCAUGGGGGGUUGUUUUGGAUGCUGCACUAAACCCACACAUAUUAUUGCUGUGGAUGAGCCAUCUAAGGGAUUAAGAAUUCAAGGACGAGUAGUCAAGAAACCGAGCAUAUCCGAUGGUUUUUGGAGCACAAGCACGUGUGAUUUGGAUAAUAGCACCAUUCAGUCUCAACGAAGCAUCUCAUCUAUCAGUACAUCAAACCUCACACACAGUCAAAGCAAUGUUGGUGCAAGUGUGAGCAACCCUUCUGAAUAUGUAAACCAUGGUUUGCUUCUCUGGAACCAGACUAGGUUGCAGUGGAUUGGAAGUAGUAAUACAAACACAACGGAUGAAACUCAAGAACGACAGAAGGCAAAAAUCAGUUGGCGUGCAACAUAUGACAAUUUACUUGGUACGAGACAGCCUUUUCCCCAUCGAAUUCCUUUGUCGGAAAUGGUGAACUUUCUUGUUGAAGUAUGGGAACAAGAGGGCCUAUAUGAUUGAAACUGGUUUUUAUUUUGGAUACAUUCCUUGAAUCUCUAGGAAGCUUCUCAGUGUACGGAUUGCAAAAGGAGCAAAAAGGGUGUUUUUCUUUAUCUUUAUCAAUCCUCCUGCAUUUUUCAGGUGUACAAAUGUAUUAACACCAUUGUGCGCUCGAGCGCUUUUGGGUUCUUAAAACCGAGACAGCAGAAGAAGAACUUGAUACUCAAUAUAGAAUGAUAGAUAGAUAUCUACCAUUUUGUAUGCAUUCUGCUUCGGUUUUCUCCGCUGUUCAUUCUAUGAAUAAGAACACUUUGAAACUCUCCACCAUUC